UUUCUUUGUCAAAGUAGCCGUUACACCUUCCCCCCUUCCAACCCCUUCACAAUAAUUCAUUAAUCUCAACCCCAAGAAAUCCGUGAUUUCUACCUUCUUCUUGCAGGAGCCUUUUUUCAGUCUUCCUUCUGCAAAUUUCUUCAGCCGUCUCUUCCUACCACUUCAUAUAUAUUACUCACAUUCACCCUCUCUUUUUCCACAUUUCUGGCAGAAAAGGCAUCACCUCAUAAUCAUGUUUCGUUCAAUCAGCCCUCCUGUUCAAGAUUCCACUUUCUCAAGCCCUUUGUUUUGUUCAAGCUCACCAAGCAGCAGUGGGGGAAGCGGCAGUGAUUCAGAUGAGAGCCCGGAAUCUUCUUCCAGAUAUAAGGAGCAUCAAGAUCUCAAUUUGAUCAAGGUUUCAAGAAUGCCCAUUUCAGGUUCCCAAUCCUACAAAUCGUUGGCGGUUCUUUCAGGCCAUGUUGGUUCAGUUUCUUCCUUGGCACUCUGUGGAGAGUUCAUCUUGAGUGCUUCACAGGGCAGGGACAUCAUUGUGUGGCAGCAGCCUGAUUUGAGGCAGUUCACCAAGUUUGGGCAAGGGGAUGGUUCUGUGAAGGCCCUUAUCUCUGCUGGAAACAAGGUUUUCACAGCCCAUCAAGACAGCAGGAUUAGAGUGUGGAAGGUCUCAAGAAGCUCUGAAAAUGUGUUCAGGCUUGUUGACACUCUUCCCACUAGAAAGGACUAUUUGGGGAAGUUCAUGAAGCAAAGCAAUUACGUUCAGACCAGGCGGCAUCACAAGUGUUUGUGGAUAGAACACGCUGACAGCAUUUCUUGCUUGGCGGUCUCUAACGGGCUAAUAUACUCUGGUUCUUGGGAUAAGACACUUAAAGUGUGGAGAAUGUCUGAUUUCAAGUGUUUGGAAUCCAUUAAGGCACACGAUGACGCCAUAAAUGGGCUGGUGGCGAGCAAUGGGAUUGUGUAUUCAUCCUCUGCCGAUGGAAAGAUCAAGGCAUGGGGGAAGAAUGGCAAGAACAGCAUGCAUUCUCUUAAGGGGAUUUUAGAGGGGCAUAAGGACAUUUCAUUGAAUUCUGUGGUGGUAACUGAGGAUGGUAGAUUAGUUUAUGGAGGGGGUUCGGAUGGUUUCGUGGUCGGAUGGUUGGCAAAUAAGGAUUUGAAUAGUUGGAAGGCAGUUAUUGAGGUGAAAGCGCAUGAAUCAUCGGUAUUGUGUAUGUGCCUAAUGGGGGAGUUCUUGUGCAGUGGAUCAGCAGAUAGAAGCAUUUGUAUAUGGAAGAGGGAGAUCAAUGGAGGGCUGUUUAGGCAUAUGGUUAUCAAAGGGCAUGAAGGGCCUGUCAAGUGCUUGCAGGCUUCACAAGUAAAAGUAGGGGGUGGCUUAAUGCUAUAUAGUGGAAGUCUUGAUAAAACUAUCAGAGUUUGGUGGAUUCCCAAUUAAUCUGCUGAUGGAUAUGAUAAAUCUUCAGUGCAAGUGACACACAGAGAAUUUGAACACUUUCUUGAAUCAAGAUGUUAUUAGAUGAUGCAGUUAAUUGCAUUUUAUCUCCCAAUAAAAACACUAAUAGGCGCAAAGUCCACCUGAACAAAGAAAAGGGCACUGCAACCUCCUGACUUUCAGAAAGUACUUCUCAAAAGUUUAGAGGUCACGUUGCCCUUAUUUUUGUUCAAAGACGGUUUUUGUCUAUUAGUAUUUUGGUAGAGGAGUCUGUUGCAAUUAACCUAGAUUAUGCAGCUUUCAAACAAUUAUGGUUGAUGGUUGUCAUGUCUGUAAAUGUCUUGACAUGAUUGAGAGGUUCUUUUAAGGAUUUACAGAAGAGGAAGAGGAAGAGGAAGAGCUGAAGCAAGGCAAGGCUUCAUUUUUCCAGAGUUUGCAUCAAGAGUUUGUGUUUUGUUAAUUCAAACAUAGGUU
This is a messenger RNA of Sesamum indicum (sesame), 1897 nucleotides long. RefSeq names its product protein JINGUBANG. Lineage: Eukaryota; Viridiplantae; Streptophyta; Magnoliopsida; Lamiales; Pedaliaceae. Gene Ontology annotation, molecular function: protein binding. The record is from RefSeq and is a predicted model, not a curated record.